AGCCAUUUUGGCUCAAGGCCUUAACCCAAGGUCAUCGCUGGAUUCGCCCAGUCGCGGUUUGCCCGAUGCCAGCAAAGUUUUUGCAUUUGCUGGGCCAGAACAGCAUUGCUCCAAUGCCAAACCUCUGCCACGUCAAUCAAUCACCGCCACUCUGCUGUAAUCCAAUGAUUGCAUCACCGUCACCCAGCAGUCCAAGGACCUCAAGAGAUGACACAGCCAGUCCAAGGAUGACACAGCCAAGUCCACUCUGCAGUCCAAGGAUGACACAGCCAGAAGAGCUAUUCUCCGGGCUGCCAGAUCGCCCCGAACCUGAUGCAUUCCGCCGUACGCUCAUGAAGUUGCUCGCAGCCCACCAGCGCGAGGUAGAUUACCUCGAAGAAGUGAUCUCGAGGCAGCAGGUCUAUGUGGCAGCGCGGGGCUCGCCCGAGCGCAAGCAUCAUGAGGACAAUCCGCUGGUCUUAGAUGAUAGCAGUAUCGUGCGUUCAGAAGCAAGUGGCAUCCGUGGAUGUCCUGAGGGCAUCGAUGCGUCUCCAUCACCAAGGCACACCGAUGCGUAUCCAUCACCAAGGCGCUCCCCGCGCGAGGUAUCCUUCAGCACCGAAGGGUCAAGCUCAGACGAGGGCGAGGAGAACAUCGAAGACCAGGACUCCCUCCCCAAAAUUGCCAAGGCGAAGUUUUCGACGAUGGCCGUAGACAAGGCAGACUCUGAGGACGAUUCUGUGGGUCAGCUCGACCAUGGACAGUACAUGUGGCAGUGGCGGCGCACCAAGGGUGGCUUUCGCAACUACAAUCCGACUCAGAAUGACCAGAUUGAGGAGGCCUACAGGCGUGGCCUGUCUAAGGUGCGAUUCAAGAGCGGCCAGGAUGGUCAGACAGUGAUGGAGAUGUUUUUCGUCGAUAUGUUCCAACUGGACCCAAAGUCACGUAACAUGCGGCAAGUUCGUCGGGUUGGUGCCAAGAUUUGGUACGUCGAGUGGGGGCGUCAUAUCCAAGCCAUGGCGAGAGCGAUGUAUACAGGCGGGCCAAGCUGGGAGUCCUACGAGAGGUACAAGAGGCGCCAGCAUGCUCUACUCGGAAUAGAGGAAGGCGAGGUUGAAAGCGGCAUGCGCUCCACGCGCCCCACGGGGAUAGCCACCACCGUUUCCUCUCAAUGCACGUAUUCUGAGAAAGCCGACAACGUCUGCACCAGGAUCACUGAGAGCCCAGCCUUUUUGACGGUCUCGAUGUUUUUCACGUUGCUGAACGUGGUGUGGAUCGGGAUCAGCACGGUGCUUGGCGAGUACAACCAGAGCUUGUGGGAUCGGCAAAUCGAAUCAAUUAUAAUCGAGUAUGGUUUCGCGUUGUACUGUGUUGUCGAGAUCACGCUUCAGAUCAUGAGCAUGAAGCACAAGGCGAAUGGCAUGCUCAGCCCCUGGUUCUGCCUGGACGCAAUGUGCACCGUUGCAAUACUGCUGGAGGUUACGGUGGCACCCUACCUGGCGGGCGCCGCGGGCCCCUCGUCCGCCAGCAAGGCGCUGCGAUUGAUGAGGCUACUGUGGUUACUCAAGAUGGCCCGCGCAAGAACGGUCGUGGUUACUGUUCUGAGGGGGUUGGCGAGCGGCAUGCGCUCGGCCGCUGACACCUGGAUCAUAAUCGCCGUCCUCCUUUAUACUUGUGGUGUGGUGCUUACCGCUGGCAGUGAUCCCAGUGGUGUGGGGGAGAGGUAUUUCGGAAGUCUUGAACAUUCAAUCACAUCGCUGAUCUCCCACGGCAUUGCCAUGGAUGGUCUUAGCGAAUUCUUCAACGACUUGCGCUUGCAUAACGCGAUCUUGCAUAACGCGAUCUUCGAAGGACUGGUAUUCACCAUCUUCGUAUUCUUGACCUACUUCGGCCUGUUGAACAUGCUGGUUGGUACCUUCUGCAGCGUCGCCAUCGACACAGCAAUGAACGAUAAGGACAUAGGAGAGAUUGAAUAUCUCGAGCGCCAUCUUGAGGGGAUCGUCGAAGUUUACAUGGACGACAAUUGUCAAUCCAUUAACAAUGAGAAGUUCCAACUGAUGAUGAAGAACUCCGACGUGCUAGAAAUUCUGAAAGCGUGUGGGACCGACGUCGACGGUCUCUUCAUGUUGGCCGAGCUCUUGUUUCCUUUUGAACACUCCUCGAUUUCAUAUCGCGAGUUAUUCUCUGUCAUCGUGCGCUGCCGUAAUGGAAAACCUGUCAGCGUCUCUGAGAUCAUAGGACUUCAGGAGUUCAUGAAGCAGAAGAUAGACGACCUCGAAUCGACAAUCCGACAGAAAAGGCGGACUUGGAGUCGCAGGUCUUCACGGGCUGGCAGCGUCCUUGACCGUGACAGAUUGUGCCGCAAGAUGACGCGGCUGGACGCAGAGGUAACCCCGGAGCAGCGCCGCAUGCAUCAGCAGCAGCAGUCCCCGAGAAAUUUCCGAGACAGCGAGGAGGUUUCAGACUUCUCGCCAGAUGAGUCACCGCCAGUAGAAAAAUCCAGGUCCGAUGCAGAUAAGAUUCGCCAGACUUGGACCAGGCCCAGCACACCGGUUCAUUUCCAUUGAGGGAAUUGCCUCGUUGGAAUAUUUUGAAGCAUGCCAAGACAUCGUGCUCGGAAUUUCAACGCCACGGAUCAACAUGACUGUUGCGUCUUGACGAUCCGGCAUCGUACCAGAACGCAAUGUUUGGAGGAGGAGGAGGAGGAGGAGCGCUCAUGCUCUCGCUCCUCCUGGCCUCCCAGGGCGCACGAGGCAGCGGUGGCUACAGCUCAUGCGUCAGCCAGCGGUUCGGCUGAUUGAUGCUCCAUCCUGCUCCUCAUCCUCCUCCUCUUCCUCCUCCCUCCGUUCUCUCUUCCCUGCGCGCUGUGCUGCGCAAGUGCUCCAAAAAGUGCUGCGCUCGCUCCUCUUCUUCCUCGCCCUGUCACCAGAGGCAGCGUAGACACGGCGAAGGACCGGCCGCUGCAGGCUUCGGAGCACUGAUGGGAUGAGUGCCAGGGUCGUGGAGCGUCGCGGGGGUGUCGGGGAAGCGGACGUCGGUGUCGUUCAACUGGCCCCUGUCCCCAUCCCCACCCUCAUCCAGACCGCCUCUGAGGAGGCUGGGCGCCCCUCGGCCAGAUCGGGGGGGCCACCUGAGGGCCCGAGAGAAACCGGCACCAUCUCGGUCUGUGCAGGGGCGAGGGCAAUGGCCUCCGAGCCACUGCACGGGGCAGAUUGGAUCGUCUGCGGAAGGGCCGGCACCCGACCACUUGAAGGCUUUUGGGGUGAGGGCCCCUGGGCCAUUGCAGGUCCCUUCUACACAGUGCGGUAGAGGUAGGACCACUGAAUCAUGUUUAUCCUGGUCAUCCUCUUCUUCCUCCUCUGUCCCCAUGCUUUUCAGAUUGAUCUGCUGCCUCGAUAAGCCAGGUUGCGCAGAGUUCAUGGCCAGUUUCGGCGUGAGCACGGUAAUUUAUUUUGAAUUGUCGCGCACUCCUCACUGCUCAUCGCUCUUUCUCCUCCCGCCUCGGCUUUUUCCCGAGUGCACCGAGUUUUCCCUUUCUCGGUCACUCGCAGAGGGAGGUAGCGGGAGGGGGGAAUGCUUCUUAGAAGCACCCCUACUACUUGGAAGGCACGGGUCCUGUCUAUGUGUAGGGCCAUCGCCUUCUAAGAAGCGGCCUCCUUCUAAGAAGCCUUUCCCCCUCCCCCUGCCCCCUUGUGCCCGCCGCCAGGCUACUUUUCCUUUGAGCAUGUCGUUUAGCUAGGCGAUCUCUGACGGCGCAGGCUGCGGUGCUGGGGCUGGCCAGGCCCGAUUCUGUCAAGAGGAUCUGCCUCCGAUCGAGCGAGUGCCUCCGACUCGCAUGAUGCAGCGCUGCCCUCGUUGAUGCAGCGCUCGCCGAGCUGAGCUGUUCCCCGAGCGUUCGAGGAACAGGCAGAGGCACGAGCAUGCUUUGGUUCCCGUUGUCAAUCCGAGCCACUCGGGUGACGAGCGACAGGCUUGCGGACCAGGGAGGAUGAAUAACAUCACUUCCAAAGUCAAUUACGCAGUGCGAUGUAGGACUAUUCCUUUGCUUUCGGAUGCAACAGAAAAAACAAAACAAAAC
Molecule: messenger RNA, 4057 nt
Organism: Prorocentrum cordatum
Lineage: Eukaryota; Dinophyceae; Prorocentrales; Prorocentraceae
Source: the annotation of a GenBank genome assembly